AUGAAGACCACGUCGGCCAUCCUUAUAGCUCUUACGUGGCGUAUCCUCAUUGCAGUUUCGACACGUACUUUCUUCCAGCCAGACGAGUUUUUCCAGAGCCUCGAGGUCGCCCAUCGGGCUGUCUUCGGUUAUGGACACCUCACCUGGGAGUGGACGGCGUCACCACCAAUACGCAGCGUGUUCUUCCCGGCUCUUUACAUGCCAGUAUAUUGGCUCCUGAAGAUCAUUGGUCCAAAGAUCUUCCAAGGCGCGCUUGCUGCCGUAACAGAUAUCAGCACGAGAGAACUAGCUAGACAAAUGAUAGGAGAACGCUAUGCUGGUACUGCUUUUACCCUCUCCCUCACCGCGUUUUUCCACAUCUUAGCGCUGAGUCGGACACUAUCAAACUCGGUGGAAACCUCACUCACUACCGCUGCGCUAUGCUUUUGGCCCUGGCAUUCAUUAUAUUCUCGUAGACAACUCCAGUUUGCUUUUGCACUCGCGGCUGCAAGCUGCUUAGUGCGCCCUACGAGUCUCAUCAUUUGGAUUUUCCUGUUCCUUGAGCUCUAUCGGCGUACACGUUGGGACAAAGUCUUCAUGAGACAGCUCUUUGCCCUGAGUCUAUUCACCGGGUUGCUUGCCACGGCGUUUAUCGUUUACAUCGAUAGCCUAUACUUUGGACGGUGGACAUUUACUCCGCUGAACUUCGUGUUCACAAACUUAUCUUCCGUUUCGCUAUUUUACGGCCGGGCACCGUGGCAUUACUACCUUACUCAAGGAUUCCCAAUUCUUUUGAAUGUUUGCUUACCAUUCGUCAUCCAUGGAUCGUGGACGACUGAAAGGAGAGGCACCAAAUAUCAGAAGACGGCGUUAUCGUUAAUCUUCUGGACGACCUUCGUUUAUUCUCUCAUGGGACACAAAGAAUGGCGGUUCUUACAUCCUCUCUUGCCUCUCAUGCUUGUGUUCUCCGCGAAGUCACUGGGAGGCGACAUGGACAAGGAAAUGAGAAAACAUUCCAGGAGACCUACGUCGAAACGUGUCCCGUUCAGUGUCAAGACGACGAUAAUCUGUGCAUUAGGCAUAAUUCCUGGCCUGUAUGUCAUGCGUCUACACGGCAGCGCACAGAUUACCGUCAUGUCUUACCUGAGAUCACUCGACCCUGCUAUUUUGCGUUCUGUUGGUUUCCUUAUGCCUUGCCAUUCCACGCCAUGGCAGUCUUAUCUUCACAGGCCGGAGCUUUCAGACGGUUACUUGUGGGCACUAAGCUGCGAACCUCCACUGAAAGGGCUGGAUAUAGCGACUUACGCCGACCAGACCGAUAUUUUCUACGCGUCACCAAUCAAAUAUCUGAAGCAGAAUUUUCCUGCUGCCGUCGACCCCGCCUUCCCUCCCUCUCCCUCUCCAUCAACAAAACCUGGUUCCCAACCCCCAGCAUUUAGCAGAUGGGACCAUCGCUGGCCGUCACAUCUUGUGUUCUUCGGCGCCUUGCUUGAAGACAUCCGAGAGGGGAGGAAAGUGGAACGAUAUCUCCGAGAACUCGGAUAUACCGAAGUGUGGUCUACAAAGAAUGGAUUCGAAGAAGACUGGAGACGAAGAGGGGGAGUCAGGGUCUGGCAAUGGCAAAAGGCGCCAACGUAGCGAAAGUAUAUGCAUGUUGAUUGUUUUACUAUUCCGACUCUUCUAGUUCGUCUGGUUGUAGAAGGGUGACCAUUUCUGGAAAAUCAA
Fomitiporia mediterranea MF3/22 is the source of this 1704-nucleotide messenger RNA. RefSeq lists its product as uncharacterized. Gene Ontology annotation, molecular function: alpha-1,2-mannosyltransferase activity. The coding region runs from base 1 to 1617 and encodes 538 amino acids. The record is from RefSeq and is a predicted model, not a curated record. NCBI's taxonomy places the organism in Eukaryota, Fungi, Basidiomycota, Agaricomycetes, Hymenochaetales, Hymenochaetaceae. The transcript has 6 exons. Gene Ontology annotation, cellular component: endoplasmic reticulum membrane. Gene Ontology annotation, biological process: GPI anchor biosynthetic process.